AUGGGCCCACUCGGCCAUAUGCCUAUCCACGACACCGGAAUUCACCGCGGUAUCGACCCAUCUGGUACGCCUUGCACACCCAUCAUGCCUGGUCCAAUCAACAUCCCAUCACCUAGCGCUCCAUCACCAACAGCUUUAUCACCAUCACCACCGAAACCACCCAACCUAUCCUGUCGAACUGCUGCAAACAAAGCUGACUUCUGCCAAGGUCGCCGCUUGGAGCAACAACCGCUGCGAGAAAUGCAGGGCGUCGGGAUGGCUCACAAGCCCGCGGAGAUCCUGAGGUAUGCCGACCGCAAUAAAAUGAAGAACCUCUUCCCAGUGAUCGAGGCGAUCGACGGUCCCCUACAGAAAGGGACCGCGCCGUCUCUCAGUUCUGACGGCCCAGCGCUUCUGAUGGAGAAGUCGCAGAUUAUGAAGAGCUGGACUGCAUACUUCAGAAGCGUCCUCAAACUCUCCUCCGAAAUCUCCAAUGUCGCCAUUGACCGGCUUCCCCUGGGGAAAACAAAUAUUAACCUAGAUCUCCCGCCCUCCCUCCCAGAAACCAUCUGCACCAUGCAAUAA
Messenger RNA from Spirometra erinaceieuropaei, 564 nucleotides. The record is from the annotation of a GenBank genome assembly. Lineage: Eukaryota; Metazoa; Platyhelminthes; Cestoda; Diphyllobothriidea; Diphyllobothriidae.